Osmia lignaria (orchard mason bee) is the source of this 2598-nucleotide messenger RNA. The record is from RefSeq and is a predicted model, not a curated record. Lineage: Eukaryota; Metazoa; Arthropoda; Insecta; Hymenoptera; Megachilidae.
GAUCUCACCAGACUUCAUAUUGAAGGUUUCAUCUGGUAUCUGUAAUAUAUCGUAGAAAUUUAUUAUUACCGUCCACUUUCGUUAGAGCAGAUGGUGCUCGUUCUCGAGGCAUAUAUUCAAGACCCCUAAAAAACAAAGGCAUAUGGCAUAUCCAGUCUUGUUGGACCUGUAGUCACUGUCUUUAGUAUGAUGAAGAGGUUGAGGGUAUGCCGACAGUUGUGCUUGAAUUUUACUGUUUAUAAGUAAAAGAUAUAGAUUAUGAAUCAAUAAAAUAAUGUCUUUGUGCUUGCGUUCUAUUUCUAUUCCAAAUAAAUUUAUAUCACUUGUUAAUACACCUCGGCAAGUAACAAGGCUCAACCAUACGUUAUCCGAACAUGUUAAAUUGUCUUUGUUUUUAAAAGAGUUUUUAGGUAUGCAAGCAAAAAUGAAUGCGGUAGUGAGUUCCUCUAAAAGUUCAAUGAACCCUCUAAUUUCUUUAUUGGAACAAAAUAUACCAACUACAUUCUUUAAAACUCAAGUAGGAAAGCUAAAGAUAUGCAAUGAAAAAUAUCAUUGCAAUAAACAACAAACAUUGACAUUGCAUCAACAAAAGAAAAUAAAUGAGAUCACAUCAACUAAGUGGAUAUUUAAGAAUACCUUACCUAGCAGUAAAAGGGAAAGAAUUUUAUAUUCAAACAUAUCUCCUAAUGUGAAAGAUGUAAAUGAAAAACAACCUAAGGAUCGUAAAUCACCUAAGGAACAUUUAAGCAAUGUAUUUAAACAUCUUCAGCGUGAUUUACCAUUACUGUUUGUUAAAACAAUGGAUUUUAAUAUAUAUACGAGCGAUUUAAUAUUUAUAAACAACAUUAGAGGAACAACAACUACAGGUAUUGUGCACUAUAUAAAUCAAAUAUCAUUAUUAAAACUAGUAGGACACAUUAAAUAUGCUUAUGUUAAAUUGAAUAUUUUAAAAAUGACGAUGCACCCCGAGGAUAAUACCGUUAAAAUUCGGUGGCGUAUAGAAGGUGUUUCUAAUGCAAAGGUACUUCUUUUAUUUUGGAAAUUUAAGUUUUGGAAUAUGAAAGAUCAGACAGAGGGUGGACCAACGUGGUACGAUGGAUUUUCUACAUUUUAUGUUAAUAAUGAUGGUAAAAUAUAUAAACAUAUUGUGGAUAAAUUGAUGCCUGAUCAAGAACAAGAAAAGCUAAAAACUCCUAUUGAACCAAAAUUGGCUUUAUUCACUUCUUUAUUAAGCUUGAACUUAAAUUAUUUUGAUAAAGUUUACUUAAAAAAAUACAUCCUCGAUUACUUCAAGUAAAGUAAAAGAGUGAAUAAAAAAUUUGUACGUCAUUAUAUUAGAUAAUUAAAAUACGCCAUCAGUUUUGACACACUCAGCUUAACUAUAUUUGUAGAGCCACACAUGGAAGUCAAAGCGCACGGUAUGAAUCUUACUGUUGUGCGUAUUUAUAAUGAAUUAUAGCUCUUUAAAAAAUGUUUUCUAAAAUAUUAUUUAAUAAAUUGCAGUAAUAAAAUUUCAGAAAUAUAAAUACACUGCUUGUAUAUUAAUAUUCUUAAAUUGCAUUUGUAAUUGUGAUAAAAAGAAAUUACUAAAUAGAAAUUAUAGAAGAGGAGGAAAUUUAGGUGGUGUCCUAGAAAAAAUGAAUGUCAAUUUAUUUUUUUGUUUUUUAAUGGAUAUAUCCAUUAAUAACAUUCUACGUAAUAUUUAUUUUUUUUGCGACGUGAUAACGAUUUCCGAGACGAAUAAAACGACCUAGAUACAAACUGUUUAAACUUUGAAAGAUGACACAAGGAUGAAACAGAAUGAUUUGGACUAGAUAAACAUUAGAACAUUUAGCCAAAAACAAAGUAUCAAUUAUUCGUUGUUAGUUAACUGAAUACAAUAAUAAAAUUAUAUUUAACGUUAAGUAUGCGAAUCGUAUUAUAGUUAAAAUUUUGAUGUAACAAUAAUUAUCAAGAGACAUAUGUAUCUUAGGUUGUUAAAUUCGAUCGUUGCAUUUCCAAUUGUUAUCAAUAUUCUUUAUAAAUCAUUUGUAUAAUAUAAAUUAGUUAAAGACAUUGUAUUUCUCUUUGUUACAUCAAGUUUUAUUACCAAUUUUUUGUUUCUGAUAGAUACUAAUUAAUGUUAAAAAUUUGAAAAGUUUAAUAGAUCUAUAGUACCAGCUAGUAACAGUAAGAUGACUUGAAUUAAAUACAACCAUUAAAUGUCCAUAAAAUAUGAUUUAUUUAACUUAAAAAACUCUCAUAUAAAAAAUACAGUAGAUACAUUUAUUUCAUUCAGUUACACACAAGGCCUGUAAACAAAAUUAACUAUUAGAAAAAUAUUGUAACCAACCAUUAAAUCAGUAAAGUAUAUAUUUACCUAAAUAAUCAUCCAUUAAUGUUCCAAUGGCAAACUGCAAACAAAUACGUACAUUAUAAUGUAAAAUCUUAAGAUAAAAUAUUAUACUUGUUGUAUACUAACAAUGCCUGUAGCAUCAACUCUUGUACCAACAAUUUUCAGUCUUAUUUCAUCAUCUGGUUGAAUAAUUACAUCCUGCAAUUUGUAUCCUUACAUUAUAUAAUCGCUCUAUUAAAUCAGACAAAUCAUUGCAUUCAAAA